CACAAAUCCCUUUGCCGGGUGUAUAAAAGACCAACUUCAACCUUAUCCACCAUCUCGCCCUACAACGGAUCGCUCAUCUUCCUAAGACACCAGCAGCAUCUUGAGACCAACAUCACCUCAAGCACAGGUUGUGGAGACGAUCAGAAUGAGUCCGACGUUGGUGUUGUUACUCCUCUCCUUGUCUGGCCUAUCAUGGGCUUUCAUCGCCCCACAGGUAUACAAUGAGCCGCUGACUCUUCAAGCUUCAGUGCCAUCAGUUCAAGCUCAACAGGAUUCUAAAGGAAGCGGUGGCUCACAAAGCCGCAGCCAGGAAAGUGAAUCAGCGGAACUCAUCAUCCCAAACAUUCUAUCAGGUCUAUUGGGUUCUGGUGCGAAGAGUUCAUCCGGAGGCGGCAGACCGGUAGGAUCGUCAGGGGAGCGCAUCAGCCGUACUUCCACAGGUUCUCAGGGAAACUCUGAGAGUGGUGAAUCAGGAGACAGGUCAGCGGAAAGCAACAGCCAGGAAAGCGGAGGCAGCUCUAGACAAGGUGUACCUCAACCACGACCAGCACCAGCACCAGCACCUGAACCAAGACCAGCACCAGCACCUGAACCAAGACCAGCACCACUUCCUGCACCAGCACCACUUCCGGCACCUGCACCAAAACCAGCACCAGAGCCAAAACCAGCUCCAGCACCAGCACCAAAACCAGCACAAGCACCAGAACCAAAACCAGCUCCAGCACCAAAACCAGCACCAGAGCCAAAACCAGCUCCAGCACCAGCACCAAAACCAGCACCAGCACCAGAACCAAAACCAGCUCCAGCACCAAAACCAGCACCAGCGCCAGCACCUCAACCUGCUCCUGCCCCUGCCCCUGCCCCAGCACCAGCACCAGCACCAAAACCAGCACCUGCCCCUGCCCCUGCCCCUGCCCCUGCCCCUGCGCCAGCACCAGCACCCAAACCAAAGAAACCCCGACCAGUGCUGACACAAGAAGAGAAGCUGAGGAAGAGACUGGGUCAGUCAUAG
Pomacea canaliculata is the source of this 1012-nucleotide messenger RNA. RefSeq names its product protein TsetseEP-like. Bases 146 to 1012 code for a protein of 288 amino acids. The record is from RefSeq and is a predicted model, not a curated record. Lineage: Eukaryota; Metazoa; Mollusca; Gastropoda; Architaenioglossa; Ampullariidae. The transcript has 7 exons.